This is a messenger RNA of Lotus japonicus, 1514 nucleotides long. Its product is annotated as nucleoside-triphosphatase-like. Gene Ontology annotation, biological process: nucleoside diphosphate catabolic process. Bases 67 to 1437 code for a protein of 456 amino acids. Gene Ontology annotation, molecular function: nucleoside diphosphate phosphatase activity. The transcript is spliced from 9 exons. The record is from RefSeq and is a predicted model, not a curated record. Gene Ontology annotation, cellular component: membrane. Lineage: Eukaryota; Viridiplantae; Streptophyta; Magnoliopsida; Fabales; Fabaceae.
GUCUAGUCUAGUGUAUCAAAAUCAAAGUGCUCUUCUCUCUGUAGUUAGUUGCAUUGGACUAAAGCCAUGGACUUCUUAAUUAGUCUCAUGACCUUUGUGUUCAUGUUAAUGCCUGCUAUCUCUUCCUCCCAAUAUCUCGGAAACAACAUUCUCAUGAAUCGUAAGAUAUUACUCCCCAAAAAUCAGGAACCAGUUACAUCAUACGCUGUUAUAUUUGAUGCUGGUAGCACUGGAAGCAGAGUCCAUGUCUACAAUUUUGAUCAGAACUUAGAUCUCCUUCCCGUUGAAAACGAACUUGAGUUUUAUGAUUCGGUUAAACCCGGUUUGAGUUCAUACGCUGCUAAUCCUGAAGAAGCUGCAGAAUCUCUGAUUCCACUUCUAAAAGAAGCAGAAAAUGUGGUUCCUGUGAGCCAGCAACCCAACACACCCGUUAAGCUUGGGGCAACUGCAGGUUUAAGGCUUUUGGAGGGGAAUGCUGCUGAAAAUAUAUUGCAAGCGGUCAGGGAUAUGCUCAGCAACAGAAGUGCCCUUAAUGUUCAAUCAGAUGCAGUAUCUAUUCUUGAUGGAACCCAAGAAGGUUCUUAUCUUUGGGUGACAAUUAACUAUCUCUUGGGGAAGUUGGGAAAAAGAUUUACAAAGACAGUGGGAGUAGUUGAUCUAGGAGGUGGGUCAGUGCAAAUGACAUAUGCAGUCUCAAGGAACACAGCUAAAAAUGCUCCAAAAGUACCUGAAGGAGAGGAUCCAUACAUAAAGAAGCUUGUACUCCAGGGAAAGAAAUAUGACCUUUAUGUUCACAGUUACUUGCGCUAUGGAAGAGAAGCAUUUCGUGCAGAGAUUUUCAAGGUCGCUGGUGGUUCUGCUAAUCCUUGCAUUUUAGCUGGCUUUGAUGGGGCAUAUACAUAUUCCGGAGCAGAGUAUAAGGUCUCGGCCCCAGCUUCAGGAUCUAACUUGAAUCAAUGCAGAAAGAUAGCUCUUAAGGCUCUUAAAGUGAAUGCACCUUGUCCCUAUCAGAAUUGCACUUUUGGUGGGAUAUGGAAUGGUGGAGGUGGAAGUGGUCAAAAAAAUCUUUUCCUUACUUCAUCUUUCUAUUACCUCUCUGAAGAUGUUGGGAUCUUUGUGAAUAAACCCAAUGCCAAAAUUCGUCCAGUUGAUUUGAAGACUGCAGCUAAACUAGCUUGUAAAACAAAUCUUGAGGAUGCAAAAUCCAAAUACCCAGAUCUUUAUGAGAAAGACAGUGUUGAAUAUGUGUGCUUGGAUCUUGUCUACGUGUACACAUUGCUUGUUGAUGGAUUUGGUCUUGAUCCAUUUCAAGAGGUUACAGUGGCGAAUGAAAUUGAAUAUCAGGAUGCUCUUGUGGAAGCCGCAUGGCCUCUAGGCACUGCCAUAGAAGCAAUAUCAUCAUUGCCUAAAUUUGAGAGAUUAAUGUAUUUUAUUUAAACUACUAGUACCUGCUUAAGCCUGGAUUACCUGAAGAAAUAAAAUGAAAUAAAAGCCGCAUCUUUCUUCCUUGCUUA